AUGCUUCACUCCAAGUCCUCAGCCCUCUUCUCCUUCAUUGCCCUCACCUCCCUCAUCCCAUCGUCCCUCUGCUGGGGUUCCCUAGGCCACCGUACCGUGGCCUACCUCGCCUCCGAAUACCUGACUCCGAACGGCAGUACCUACGUGGCCAACCAUCUCAACGACGAAGACAUCUCCGAAGCUGCCCUUUUCGCGGACAAAGUCCGCCACAUGCCAAUGUUCAACUACAGCGCUGGCUGGCACUACAUUGAUGCGGAAGAUGACCCACCACGCCAGUGCGGCAUCAAUAUCACGCGAGACUGCGCUAUGCAGGGUGGGUGUAUUGUAUCCGCGAUCGUUAAUCAGACGGCGAGAAUCAUGAACGAGAGCACCAGCCAUGCGGACAGAGGGCAGGCAUUGAGGUUCCUGCUGCAUUUCUUGGGGGACAUCCACCAGCCGUUGCACACGGAGGCUGGGGAGAGGGGAGGGAACGCCAUUCCGGUGCUGUUUGGGAACAAGCAUACGAAUCUGCAUUCGAUCUGGGAUACGGAUAUGCUCGUCAAGUACGCUGGUGCAGAGGAGGACGAGAAAGCCAACGCUUUAACAUGGGCCAAGAAGCUGUAUGCUGCCGACCAGGAUCACGCACGUUCCUUGGCUGCUGAGUGUCAGGAUCUUGGUAAAGCUGCGGAAUGUUCGCUCUUGUGGGCCCAUGAGGCAAACAAAUGGAUCUGCGAGUACGUCUUGAAAGAUGAUGUGGCUGGUGUUGAGAACAAAGAUCUCUCGGCAGAAUACUAUGAUGGAGCAGUGCUGAUCGUGGAGGCGAUGAUUAGCAAAGCGGGAAGGAGAUUGGCAGCUUGGGUAAAUGCCCUGGCUGUACAUGCUUUGGAGUCGAGGUUGGGGAGCUUGAACGGCCUUUCCUACAUAGAGGAGUUGAUUCUCAUGCAGCAGGAUUUGUAG
Endocarpon pusillum Z07020 is the source of this 936-nucleotide messenger RNA. RefSeq lists its product as uncharacterized. Gene Ontology annotation, molecular function: endonuclease activity; nucleic acid binding. The record is from RefSeq and is a predicted model, not a curated record. NCBI's taxonomy places the organism in Eukaryota, Fungi, Ascomycota, Eurotiomycetes, Verrucariales, Verrucariaceae. Gene Ontology annotation, biological process: DNA catabolic process. The transcript has a single exon. The coding region runs from base 1 to 936 and encodes 311 amino acids.